This is a messenger RNA of Papilio xuthus (Asian swallowtail), 3066 nucleotides long. RefSeq names its product eukaryotic translation initiation factor 2B subunit beta (gene eIF2Bbeta). Bases 1 to 3000 code for a protein of 999 amino acids. Gene Ontology annotation, molecular function: guanyl-nucleotide exchange factor activity; translation initiation factor activity. Gene Ontology annotation, cellular component: eukaryotic translation initiation factor 2B complex. The record is from RefSeq and is a predicted model, not a curated record. Gene Ontology annotation, biological process: translational initiation. The transcript is spliced from 26 exons. NCBI's taxonomy places the organism in Eukaryota, Metazoa, Arthropoda, Insecta, Lepidoptera, Papilionidae.
AUGUUUAAGUCUAUAUAUAAAUUUUACAGAAAGUUGGAGGGAUCUUUAAACAUAGCAAUGUCUACAGUUUCGCUCUUGGAGCAGAUCAUAAGUGAUUCUCAAAACCCUACUGCCUUUGAGUUAUGCAGCACAAUUCGUGCGGUCGGGCGUCAGAUCCUCCGCGCGCUGCCGCAGGAGCUGGCCGCAACUAACAUGGUGCGCCGUGUGUUGCGCGCCAUACGAGAUGAACAACCAUCUAAUGCUAAUCAGAGUGGUGAGGGUGCGGGCGAGUCCCUGCAGAGGCUGGUGUUGGCGCCGCACUCGCGCGCCGCACCAGCUGACAACAAGGACCUCAUUGAACCCGUCAGAGACUUCAUCGCUGAGCUGCGAGGCGAGCUGGACUCGAGCACUCAGUCGGUGUGCGGACAAGCUCGCGAGCAUGUGCACGCGGAUGAGCUGGUGCUGACGUACGGCGCCAGCAGGCUCGCCGAGCGCUUCCUGCGCGCCGCCGCCCCGCGCCGGUACAGACUGCUGCUCGCUGAGAGCUCUGAUGUUAAGGAGAGCCACGCGAUGGCGGCGCGGCUGAGCGCUGCGGGGGUCAACGUGACGCUGGUCAGCGCGGCCGCCGUCACCGCGCUCAUGUCCCGUGUUAACAAGGUGGUGCUGUGCGUGCGGGCGGCGCUGGGCGGGGGCGCGGCGCUGGGUGGUGCGGGCGCGCACGCUGUCACACUCGCGGCGCACCACUACAGCGUGCCGGUGCUGGCGCUGGCGCCGCUGUACAAGCUGUCGCCGCUGCACGCGUGUGAGCAGCAUCACUUCAACGUGCCGGACUCCGCGCACUCCGCCCUGCCCUAUCUGAGCAGUGAGAGUGCACUGGCGCGUGUGGUGGCGCCGCGCUACGACUUCAUACCACCAAACCACAUCACUCUCUUCAUCACCAAUCUCGGAGGCAGUUCACCCUCGUACGUGUACCGCUUGUUGUCUGAACUGUACGACCCCAGCGACUAUCAGCUGCUCUCUGGUGUAAAGCACUUGAUGUUGGAAACAGCAAUGGGUACGAGUUGUUGCUUGUGUAUAUUUGUGCGUGGUCGUGGUGAGGCGGUAGAGGCCGCUGUGGUGUCUGCUCGGAUCGAUACGAGGCGAAAUGGCGCAGCGAGCAUGAGUCAGGGGGGCUCCAGGAGGCCGUUUCCGCGCGGAGGCCAGCGCUGCUACCCGCGCUACAAGGACUACUGGGACUACGAACAGAACUACAGUGAUGGCAGCAGUGCGGGCAGCCCCAAGGAGGCGUGCGUCGCUGCGUCGCCCCCGCCUGCGCACACGCAUGCGCACGCCAAGCGCGACGUGCGCCAUCCGCACGGCCCGCACGGCCCACACGGACCACAUGUCCCGCACCCCGCUCACCUGCCCCAGCAUCACCCGCAGCAUCAUCACCCGCAGCACCACGACCAGAGGAGGCUCAGUGUCGGCGGAGGCGCCGGUGGGUCGCGGCGUGCGGAGCGCCGCGCUGCCGGUCCUUCAGAGAGGCGACGUCCUGAGAUGAGGUUGAGCCCGGGUGCGGGGGCGGGGCCGUCCGCUGAGCCUCACCUGCACCACGCCCCGCACCACGCCCCUCACCACAUGCAUCACAUGGACACGAACCCGCUUGAGGGCGGCGUGGAGUCGUUGGUGAGCGCGGGCUCCUCCGACGGUGAGCUGUCUAGCAAGGCAGGCGACAGCCCCAGCAGGAAGCGCCGCCGGAUCUCCCGCCAUAUCUCAUCAGGUGAAAGCAAUGUGUCGGUGGCGGCGCCAGUGGUGGAGCGGCGGACACCCCGGCUGCCCUAUCAGCCUCCGCGCCGGAUGCGGUACGUGAGCGGUGGCGGCGGCGUGUGGGCGCACGAGCGUCUGCUGGACUCGCACCCGCAGCACGUGGCCCACCCCCACGCGCUGCCCCCGCAUGCCCACCCCCACGCACACCCGCACGCCCACCCCCACGCGCCGCUGCUGCUCGACAUCAACCAGAUGUCGCUGCGGGGCGCUCGGCUGGGCGCGCUGGGUGGCGGCGUGGGCUGGCCGCACCCCCACGCCCACGCCCACGCGCACCCGCACGCCCACGCGCACCCGCACCGCGACCACGCGCAGCGCACGCAGAUGGGCGGCGUGUACCCGGGCGUGCCCUACCACGGGGGCUUCCCGCCGCCGCCGCCGCGUGCGCCCUUCGCCUCGCCGCCUCACGCGCACUACAUCGCCGGCUCACAGCGCGCGGAGGGCGGGCGGAUGGAGGUGGUGGGCGGCGGCGAGGGCGGGAUGUCCCCGCUGCCGCCCGCGCCCGACCUGCACCACGCGCCCCACGGCCCCCUGCUGCUCACCGCUGAGGCUCGGGGGGCGCCACUGGAGCUGAUGGCGCCGCAUCACACGCGCCACGCUCUCCCUCACCACCACCGGCGCAGCAGUGUGGGCGUGAGCAGCGGCCUCGGUGCCGUCAGCGUGGUGGGGGCGGGGUCUCGCGCCGCGCGGCCCUACGUGCGCGCCGCCGCCCGCUGGCCGCCGCAUCCCGUGCACCACAUACACGCUCAGAGCGGGGGCACGCUGCUGGGCGCGACGCUGCCGCACCCGCAGCUGCAGGUGACGCCCACGCUGUCGCUGCCGCCGCCGCCGCCCACCUACCAGGUGUUCCUGAACCUGCUGGCGAUGUUCCCGCUGUCCCCGUACGGCGAGGCGCGCGAGGAGGCCGCCGAGUCGGAGCCCGAGAACUACGAGGCGCUGCUGUCGCUGGCGGAGCGCCUGGGGGAGGCGAAGCCCCGCGGCCUCGCCAGACACGAGAUCGACCAGCUGCCCACCUACAAGUACUCCGAGCAGACCAGACACGGCGAGCAGACGUCGUGCGUGGUGUGCAUGUGCGAGUUCGAGGCGCGCCAGACGCUGCGGGUGUUGCCCUGCGCGCACGAGUUCCACGCCAAGUGUGUCGACAAGUGGCUCAGGUCAAAUCGGACGUGUCCCAUCUGCCGCGGCAAUGCUUCGGAGUACUUCAACAAUUCGGAGUGACAGCGCGCGACGCCCCGCCCCGCCGGCCACGCCCUGGGCGCCGCCCUGUGCCACGCCCCGCCGGCC